Nylanderia fulva is the source of this 4725-nucleotide messenger RNA. RefSeq lists its product as uncharacterized. Gene Ontology annotation, biological process: mRNA 3'-end processing. Lineage: Eukaryota; Metazoa; Arthropoda; Insecta; Hymenoptera; Formicidae. The record is from RefSeq and is a predicted model, not a curated record. Gene Ontology annotation, molecular function: RNA polymerase II complex binding.
CAUUGCGCGGUCGUGUUUUGGCCGAGCGAAAAGAUGGCGGACUCUUGUUUUCAAGAUCGCUCGCGCACUCGGCACGUCGGUACGCGACUGGCAGGAUUCUGAAAAGGGAUCUCGCGCGAAAGUUGACAUGCUGGACGCACGAAGGUCGCAGCCGCGGUAGAGCGUCGUAGUGACAAUCCGCGUGCGCGAAUCGCCCGGGGACGUCGUCGUCGUCCUCGUCGCCUCGUUUCGGCGUCCUCGUCUCUGUCUCUUUCUCUCUCUUUCUCUCUCUCUCUCCCUCCCUCAAAGAAACUCGGCGCGCGAAGCGUGUGGCUCGCACGCCUUGGGACUGUCCGGGUUCAGUGCUGUCAAAUCGCUUUGUUUGACGUCUCGCUUGACAGGUCGCGAGACCCGAAGCGAGGAUGUCGAAUCGGUGAAGUAGUCAUCGCGCGCCAUCGCGGGUUUCUCUGUGACUCCCUCCCUCCCCCCUUCUUCUGUAACUGUGUGUUUACCGCUCGCCUGCUACGGAGCGCGAACUUGGUUAGGUUCGCCGAGUGAAAAUCGUUCUCGUGCAAGUUUCUAUGAUAUCUGGACGUCGUCGUGCGUGUUUUUCGCGGUAGUUGAUGUUUACAAUGUGAUGGGCUGUCGAGUCCGUCAACUGAUGAGCAUUGGGUAACACUUGGACGAUGGCGAACAGCGAAUUCGAUGUGGAGCUCUUCGAGCGGAGGCUCCAUACACUGAAGGACUCGCAGGAGUCCAUACAAGGGCUGUCUGCGUGGUGUCUGGAGAGAAGACAGCAUCACAAGAAGAUUGUCGCCACGUGGUUGCAAGUCCUGAAAAAAGUGAAAGUUGAACAUCGGCUUACAUUGUUCUAUCUGGCAAAUGAUGUUAUCCAAUACUCAAAAAGGAAGAAUUUUGAAUUUGUGGAAUCAUGGGGCACUACUUUGCAACGUGCAACAACUAUGGUUCGUGAUGAGAAAGUAAAGCAUCGUAUAUUGAGAAUCUUCAAAAUCUGGGAUCAGCGACAAAUCUAUGAUGAAGAGUUUCUCACUGAUUUGUCCGGCUUAAUUUCGGCGGCGCCAAAAAAGAAAUUGGAACCCCAGCAGAGUUCACAACCGGAUGAGUUUCAGGCGGCUUUGCUCAUCUCUACAAUGAGAUCUUGCGCGACUCUGGAACAAGCGACUGAUGCCAGACUCCGUGACUUGAGGGAAAAUAAUAUAGAUAUAGAAUCUGUGGAAGAGUUACGUGCGUCGUUAAAGGACAGAAGGCGUAUGGAGGAUGCGGAAAAGGAAAUAGAUUUAGCUGUAAAAAAUUUUGAAAAUUAUGUUCGAUCGUUAGAAGCAGAGAUCAGGGAAAGGACACAAGUGCUUGAAUUGUUGGAGCAAGCGGAUCAGUUUUAUGAAACUCAACGUGGGGAAGUUAAAAUAGUGACAAAUGCGUACCGGAAUUUUGGUAGUCGUGUGAAAAAUUUGAAGAAAAAUUUGGACGAACUGCUACCGACGUUCGUUUCGCCAAUACCGUCGCCGGACGUGAACGCACCUUCGCCAAGUCCCGACAGCGAUAUAGAACUUCCAGGAGACGAAACACAGGCAACGAAUAAUCAAAUGGGAAUAAUUGAGGUAGCACCGCCAUCUCUCUAUGGUUCAUAUUCUCACGAGUAUGAUCCUGUACCUGUCCCUGCACCUGAGUUGGUACAAGGCAACGAGUCGGGAGACUUUACCAAUAAUUUUCCCUCUUUUAUAGGAGGAAAUAUGGAUUUUGGUAAUAUGAGAAAUUUGUUCAAUGAAAGAUCUGCAACACCUCCUGGAAUGUCUCAAUCAUAUAAUGAAUCUUUGGAGGCAAAACCAAUAGAAGUGAUUAAUAUGAGACCGUCAAAAAAUGAAAACAGCAAUGCUGAUUUCAAUAUAUCUAGUUUUUUGAAAACGGUUCUUCCGUCCUCCGACGGAACUCCAGAAUCGGGUCGAAUACCAGGUUUAGGCCUAGACGUUUCUGAGAAUCGAGUAGAAUCGCCACAACGCAGCAAUUAUAGAAACUCACCUCAACUUCCUGUAACGCCUGUGAUUUCAAGAAUGAUGGGUAGUCAGGGUGCGCCACCUCUUGGUGCUGGUUUAAAUAAUUGUCAAAUGAGUCACAGUACUCCAUUGGCGGUUCGCAAUCUAUCUGCUGAAUCGCACACACCCUCUCCGUAUUCCAGUCAAAACAGUCAGAGUAAUGUAACUGGUCCUUUUGAUGGUUCCGCUAACCCUAGUGUAGUUAAUCCUUUACCGCCUCCACUACCACCACCCAUUUUUCUCGAUGAUGAGAAUUGUUACAACAAAUUACCACCGAAAUUUCCUACGUGGACACCGCCAAACGAAAGCAUCAAGGAGUCGGCCAAAUGGGAAGAAAAAGGAAAAAACAGCAUGAAUCCCACGUGGCCCGGCGAAUGCGACGAUAAAAAGAGUUGGAUGGACCGCGACGGAGAGAGAUGGGAUUCCAAUAAUGAUUCCACGUGGCCGGGCAGGACCAAGAACGAGAUGUCCGAGACACCGGAAUCGCCACCUAUGUAUGAGAAAUCUGGCUUCGCCGAGCCGGUGGAAUACAACGAGCCGCAAGCACAAGAAUCUCUUAAUACCACAGGAGAUGUGGAUCACAGAGUGAUUCCAAUUCCAAUGACUGUCGAAAAUCAGUUACCGUAUCGCUUGAUGAAGGCGGCAGAUGUGGAUCAUCGUAAUUUGAUUAGUCUGACGGGUAGUCCGGCCAAUCACAAUAGUCUCGGUGAUUCAUCGCUACCUUCUUUACCUAAUAACAACAGUUUAUGGUCCACAAGUGAUCAAGAUUAUCGGCGACGCAUGCAACCCGGCGAUAUUGUCGAGAGCGUUGAUAUGGAGAUGUCGGAUGAUGAGACUGAUAGCAAGCCAAAAGGCAGAGUUCUGGUUGAUUUGAGAUCGCAGGAUCGUGACAUGCGUGUCGGCAUGCCGCCGUCAACCACCUCUCGUUUUGACUUGGACAUGCGAAUCUCUCUUCCUGCCGGACAAAUGCCGGGUUCUCGUGGUGGUCAGCUCGUACAAGAUGUACACCUGAUGCAUUCAGGACCGCCGCCACCUCCGUCGCUGUCGCAACAAUUUCAGCAUCAAGGUCAAGGUGGUUUUCGGCAAGAGCAACAAGAAUUCUCUCAUCGCAAUCAGUCGGGAGAUUUUCAUCGAAAUCAAUCGAAUUUUCAUCAAAACAGACUACCACCGCCAAAUUUUUUGCCGAAUCAGGACUUUCACUCGAACCAACAAGAAUUUCAUCAACUUCAUCAGUCGCAGCAAGAUUUUCAUCAGUCGCAGGAUUUUGAGUAUCGCGACCGAGAACACUCUAUUCGGUCCAAACAGGAUUUUUUGACCGAACCAUCGGGACGCGGCAGAUACUCGCAAUCGACGGAUCAGCGCGAUACUUCGUCCUUCCAUAGAAACGAACGGAGCAGUCGUGGCAAUGGCGGACGUGGAUUUUCGAGGAACCGCCGCGAUCGAUAUUCGGACGAUCACAAUAUGAAGCAACGCAACAGUCUGGCGAAUAGUCGUAAGUCAAGAUCGCAGGAUCAGCAUCGGCAAUCGUCGCCAGAUACCUUGCCUAAUAGUCGACCAUUGAUACUGCAACCACCCGACACCGUCGUAAUCCUCGACGAGGAAGGCAUGCCAAUUGGUAUGCCGGAUUUCGAUCAGGACAACAACAUAACACUCAACAUGGCGGAUGCUCAGGUCGAGUCGGAACGCGAUUCCAAUAAUUGUCAGGGGUCUUCGAUACCACAGGUGCGACGGAAAUCGCACGACGCGCCGAGUUCUCACGAAUCUGAGCGUAAUCAACAAGGUUACCAAUUAGGCCCAGAUCAUGAGCAGCAGGCAUUAUCCUCGAUCAAGUCGGACGAUCAGCCAUCGUCAUCGAAUCAAGUGACGGUUAUUCCAGUAACAUCUGACAGUGCCAGCGAUGAUCCGCCACAACCAAAUCAGUAUGUUCCUAUUUCAGACUACGAGGAGCAUGUAGAGUCGACCGAGCACGCCGAAGCUGCGGAGAAGACAAGUGCGAUCGACAAGUGCGAGUCGCUCGAUGAGGGACAAGAAGUGGAUUUCACGGAAAACGAGCACUUGGACGAGUUGAUGAGCACAACCACGUCGGGUAACGAACUCAAAAGACCGUCGACGAACGGCAGUUUUGAUGAACAGAGUCACGACGAAAGAAAUUCCAACAAGAAAAGGACUCUGCUGCCGAACGGUCCGCAAACGUCGGGUGGCAGCGAGUCAUCGGGACCAAAUGGUCCCUCGCCGCACGUUAGCACGUCGACGACGGAACCGCAUUCUACGAUGAUGUACGAGUAUGACGGGCCGAACUUUCGGCCGCGCAUCGGCGCGCCUUUCCCGCCUUGGCGAGGCGGACCGCCGCCUCCACCCUCUAGAGGAAGUAGAGGAUUCAGGGGUGGACCGCCGCGCGGUCCGUGGAUGGACAGAGGGCCGCGCGGACCCGCGGCCUCUAAUUUCUCGCCGAGAGGACUGAAACGCGGAGGUGGGCAAUUUCGCGGCGGCGGUGGCUUUAGAGGUCGGGGACGAGGCAGUAAUUGGUAGAUAAACGCAAAAUACAAAAGACUCGACAACGACUUUCAAUUGUCGUCGUCGUAAUCAGAUUGAAAAUAUUACCAAGUGCGUUUGGCACCCUGUAAAUAAGCGAAUCGUUGUGUUUUGACAUACACACAUAUACAUACAUAUACAUACAUACAUACACACAUACAUA